GGGUUAGAGUCGGUCUCUCAGACCGGCCUGAGCAGGUUCGCCUCCACUCCAGCCCGCCGCUUCAUUUGACUGACAGGAUUUCCAUACAGGUGCUGCUCCUCCCUCCGUGUUUGACUACCAAACACAGCGGCGCCACUGAUCUCUCCCGGGAGAAGAGAAAGGGAGUGUCGGCUGGAAGAGAAGAGGAUAGAGCGAGAACGGGAGGGAGUGUCUGAUAGAAGAGAGGAAGGUAGAGUGAGUGAGGCAGUUCCACAGGCAGACGAUAGAAGCGGAUUGAUCUCCUGUCUACCGGGAGAUGCUCGAGCGUUCCUGACUGUCCGAUCUCUCCACGGUUCGUUCCCGUUAGAGCUCGAGGCCUCCACUGUCUGUCUUCGGUAGUUUGGGGUUAGUCGCGUGCCGUCUGUCCGGUCCAUACGCUAACCGGCGCUGCAGCUCAUCUGGAACCGAACACAACCUCGCGACUAGAACUAUCAGGUCUCCGGUAAAACGAUGGAGGACUUGGACCUUCCUCAGAUGAAAAGAGAGGUGGAGAGUCUUCAGUACCAGUUGGCCAUCAGCAGAGAGAAAUCCUCCAUCACUGUUACUGAGCUGGUGAAAUGGAUCGAGGGGUGUGUGUGUGACGACCCCUUCCUGAACCCAGAGCUGAUGAGGGCCAACCCCUGGGUGGAGAAAGGCAAGUGUGUGAUCCUCUAGCGGAGACACACACGGAUACACUGAGACACACACUGACACAUGGACACACACACACUGACACAUGGA
Messenger RNA from Coregonus clupeaformis (lake whitefish), 759 nucleotides. Its product is annotated as guanine nucleotide-binding protein G(I)/G(S)/G(O) subunit gamma-13. The coding region runs from base 490 to 693 and encodes 67 amino acids. Gene Ontology annotation, cellular component: heterotrimeric G-protein complex. Gene Ontology annotation, molecular function: G-protein beta-subunit binding. NCBI's taxonomy places the organism in Eukaryota, Metazoa, Chordata, Actinopteri, Salmoniformes, Salmonidae. The transcript is spliced from 4 exons. The record is from RefSeq and is a predicted model, not a curated record. Gene Ontology annotation, biological process: sensory perception of taste; phospholipase C-activating G protein-coupled receptor signaling pathway.